UGGGAGCUGCCGGGGCUCGGGCUGGGCCGUGUCCAGUGGGGCCGGGCGCGAUGGGGGACUGGAGCUCGCCUGUCAGCUCGCUGGGUGAGGAUGUGGUGGCCCGGCUCUGCCAGCUCCUGGACAACACCGGCCGCGGCUGGCGCAGGUUGGCUGAGGUGGCUGCGGUGGAGAAACGCUUCAAGUGCAGUGAGGAGGAGCUGGAGAUGUGCUCACUGAAGGUGCUGGAGCCCCAUGGCAGCCCCACGCAGAGCCUCCUGCAGCUCCUGGCUGAGCGUGACUGUACCCUCCAGGACCUGCUGGGCUGCCUGGAGAGGAUGGGGCACACACAGGCCUGCCACGUCCUCAGCAGCGCCGUCCAGGACAUGAUCCGCAUCGUGGUGCAGCCAGAGUCGCAGGUGGUGGCGGAGGGGACGCGGGUGUCCCUGAGCUGCCGGGCCACCGGACCACCGGGGCUCACGUACCAGUGGUUCUGUGGGAGGCAGGAGGUGCCCGGAGCCACGGCCCCGGAGCUAGUGGUGGACACGGCCGCGCCGUGGGGCCGUUCCGAGUGGUUCAUCUGCCGCGUGAACUGCGGGGCCACCUUCACCUUCUCCCAGUGGGCGCAUGUCCGGGUAGAGAGGAGCAGCAGCCCCAGUGCAACUGACGGUUACUGCCCGACCAUGUCAGGGCUGCAGAUCCUGCAGCACCCACAGCCGUGCCGCCUGGCCGAGGGGGACACGCUGGUGCUGGAGUGCCGGGCCAUCGGCAGCCCACCGCCCCAGUACCAGUGGUUCAGGAACCAGUGUCCCGUGGAGGGUGCGCAGGCACCACAGCUCCAGGUGAAGCUGGUGACAACGGCCGAGCGGGGCUGCUACUCCUGCCGCGUGUUCAACCUCUUCCAUGAGCUCUGGAGCCGGGAAGUGGAUGUGGAGAUCGGCCCCCGGCUCUUCACAUCCGGAUGCUCCUGGCAGGAGGGGGAUGGAGGUUCCCCGGAGCACGGCAGCCCCAGACAACUCUAUGCCACUGACAAGGUGGCCCUGCUCAUCGGGAACAUGCAUUACCUGCACCACAAGCAGCUAAAGGCCCCUAUGGUGGAUGUGCACGCCCUCAGCACCCUCCUCCGACAGCUUGACUUCAAGGUGGUGUCACUGCUGGACCUGCGCAAGGCAGAGAUGCAGAUGGCUGUCAAUGAGUUCCUCCUCCUCCUCGACAAGGGUGUCUAUGGUUUGCUCUACUACGCCGGGCAUGGCUAUGAAAACUUUGGCAAUAGCUUCAUGGUGCCCAUCGACGCGCCCAGUGCCUACACCUCUGCCCACUGCCUGUGCGUGCAGCGGGUGCUGCAGGGCAUGCAGCAGCGCCACACCAGCCUCAACGUCUUCCUGCUUGACAUGUGCCGCAAGAGGAACCUCAACGACGAUGUCAUCCCAAAUGUCGGGACACUGCAGGUCACGGCCAACAUCGUCUUCGGCUAUGCCACGUGCGCAGACGCUGAAGCCUACGAGCUGAGCCAGGGCGAGCUCUCCAACGGCAUAUUUGUCACCUUCCUCAAGCGCUGGCUGCUGGAGGACGAGAAGAUCACAGUGUUGCUGGACAAGGUGGCCGAGGACAUGGGCACACUGGAGAUCACGCGGGGCCGGCAGGCGCUGGAGCUCCGCAGCAACCUCUCAGAGAGACGAGCUCUGACGGACCCCAUCCACGCACCAGCCCGGGACGAGUCCUCGGCCAGGAACCUCCAGUGGUCCAAGGCUCAUGUCCUGCCGGAGAGCCGGGCCCUCAGCUUUGACUGUGGUGUCACCAUCCAACUGGGCUUUGCCGCUGAGUUCUCCAACAUCAUGAUCAUCUACACGCGCGUGGUGGCCACCCCCGAGGACAUCGCCACGUGUGAGGCCAAGCUCACCGACAUACCUGAGGAGCUGGGUGUGGACCUUAAGUGCACCAAUAAGGGGAACCCGGAGGACAUGGGCAGCCCAUUGGCGUCCACCUGGAGCCUCAAUUGCCCUUCCUGCUGCCUCUACAGCCGGCUCUGUGGCUUGCAGAAGCUGCAGCGGGAGCUGGUGUUCACCGUCUGCCUGCAGUACCGGUACCGGGGCAUGGAGGACUUCGUGGAGGAGAAGCAGCGCGUGAGCGUGGGGAAGCCGCUCAUUGCCAAGCUCAACUUGUGCCCUGCGGCCUCCCCGGUGCCCCCCAGCAGCCCUGGCUCUGCCUCCCCCCCCGUGAGCUGGGGGGCGCUGGGGGGCUCCUGGGGCAACAGCCCUGAGGAGAACCUGAGCCCCGAGGUGCCCAGCUCCCAGCCCCUCUAGAGGGACAAUGUGCCCCACCCCUUGUCACUGCAGUUCCCCUGGGGCCAUGUCCGUCCUGCUGCAGGGAUGGAGGGGAUGGACAUGGAGGUGGGUGCUGGGAGGGGUGACCCCAUCCUGGCCUGUGCCAGGGGGUGCUGGAGCACAGCUGGGAGCCCUGCACAGGGGGCUGCAGCUUGGUGCUGCCCCAUGACAUAGCCCUGACACCACGGGUACAGGCAGCGCCACUGCCAUGUGCCAAGACAGUGCCACUGCCAUGUCACUGGGCAGUGCCAACCCCACGUGUGCGGGGGCAGAGUGCCCAGAGCCCACAGCUCAGCACCGGGGCAGCGCUGGCUCCAUCCAGGUCUGGAAGAAAUAAGAGAGAAAUAAGCAGAUUAAGGAGCAAAUCCUGCGGGAGGGGAUUAAAGGGGGUGGGAGUGGGAGGGCUCCUGCUCUGCCACGAGGGGCUGGAGGACGCCCCAGUGUCUCCCAGCAGCACCCAGUCCUCCCAGCACAACCCCCGCUGCAGGAGUGUGGCAGUGAGUGAUUUCAGGGUGGGAUCAGGAUCUGGGGGAGGGGGGAGGGAAAUGCCUUUUUGCUUGGGUUUUCUCCAAACUGGGUCUCAAGUGGGGAAAGCCCCAGCAAAGAGGGGCAGGGCAGGUGCUCUGGAGUCUAUCCUGCAGUGAAAUGGCAUUGUUUUGAACCAGAAAUAUUGCCUGUUUCUGCAUUAAAUGCCCACGGGAGGGAAGGUCAACCCCCCCCACGCCUCCCCAUGAGGGACACCCCAUGCCACGCUGUCCUGCGCCCCACCGCACGCCCAUCGCAUCCCCCCACCCCAGGGAGAUGCUUUUGGGUGGCAGUUGCCAAAGUGAGAAUUGGGGCAGGAGCAGCCUCAGCCCCUUCAGUCCCCCCUCGGCCGGGUGGGGGGUGCUGAGCCCCCGCGCCAGCGGCUUUUGUUGGCGCUGGGGAGCCGGGGGGAGCCCCGGGCUGGCGCCAGCCUCGACACUGAUGUCAUGUGAAACGUGCAGCCCCAUUGAGCGCGUCCCUUCCCCCGGAUCAAACCCCAUUACUUCCACUGCCCUUAGUUCAUUAUAUCCCCGCCGGAGCACGGCUGCUUCACCCCGGCCCUGCCCCAUUAGUUGGGCUGCGGAGCCGGGGGAGCAUCGAUUAUGCGUUUAAUGGCUCGUUGAAGGUUUAAUUGUCACUAACGAAGCAGAUGAGCAGCAGCAGCCGGGGAAUGGGGGGGACAUAAGGAGAAGGGUCUCACUGGGGUCAGGGCCUUGGCUGGCCCGGUGGCAUCCCAGCCUGACCUGGGGAUGCUGGAUGGAGUCUUGUCCAGGGGAGACCCCCCUGGGGUGGUGGGGACACGGUGGGGAUGGGGCAGCACCCCCACACCUGGUCCCAGCAAAGCCUGGGUUGUGGCUGUGGUCAGGCUGAAGGUCUGGGGAAAUGUCUUGUUUUUGUGUGAGGAAGGUCAGUUGGUGCUUGCUCCCCUUCAAUAGGGAUCCCCAGGGACCUGGGGCCCCCACUUGCCCAGGGUUGAGCCCCCAUCUCACUGCCCAUCCAUGCUUCAGCACCCCAAAGCCACCUCAGGCUCAUAUAUCCCUGUCCAAAGGGAAGGUCUCCUCCACAGGUCUCUCUAUGAGGGUGUUGCUGAGCCCUGAUGCCAGGCAGAUGGGCACCCUGGGGCUGCAGAGCCAUGCCGGGAACCCCCAGGGACAUCUUGUCACCCCCUGGCCGCUGCCAGGGCUCCUGGCCCUGUCACCACCCCUCUUGUCACCAAGACGGGGUCCUGCUGCCACCCAGUGCUGUGGGGUGGCUUUGUGCUACCAGCACGUGGCUGGGUGGGUGCCACUGGGGAGCAAUUAGGGCAGUUGGACCAAGGCGGGGCUGAGCAGAUGCCCCUUGAUGAGCUCCGGAGGACACGGUCAGAAGUCACCGGUGCCUGGAUCCGAACCCAACCCAAGGGAGAGGGGAGGGGGUGCCCUGGGGUGGUGCUCCCGCGUGCCCCCUGGGAGCUCCCAGCACACUAAUGAGCAGCACAGCCAAUGAGGCUGCCGUUGAGCUUCUCUCUUUACUCAGGAUACAACCAUGUCCUCAUCUACCAGCACAACAAGAGUCAUCCCCCAAUGCAGCUAAAAAAGGAUCCCCCCAAAUACUCCCUAAAACCUGGAGCUUUGUGUCUGUUUUGUUUAAACCUGCAGCAUUAAAAAAAGAAAUUGUUAA
Messenger RNA from Strigops habroptila (Kakapo), 4484 nucleotides. RefSeq names its product mucosa-associated lymphoid tissue lymphoma translocation protein 1-like. The record is from RefSeq and is a predicted model, not a curated record. The coding region runs from base 51 to 2279 and encodes 742 amino acids. Lineage: Eukaryota; Metazoa; Chordata; Aves; Psittaciformes; Psittacidae. Gene Ontology annotation, biological process: signal transduction; proteolysis. Gene Ontology annotation, molecular function: cysteine-type endopeptidase activity; protein binding. The transcript has 17 exons.